This is a messenger RNA of Puntigrus tetrazona (Sumatra barb), 1268 nucleotides long. RefSeq names its product stress response protein nst1-like. The record is from RefSeq and is a predicted model, not a curated record. Lineage: Eukaryota; Metazoa; Chordata; Actinopteri; Cypriniformes; Cyprinidae. Bases 1 to 1209 code for a protein of 402 amino acids. The transcript has 9 exons.
AUGGUUCGGAGCGAUCCCACUACUGAUCGACACGGGGGCUUUGACCUGCUCCGUCUCCGACCUGGGCCGGUUCACCCCUCUUUAGACGACCUGGCGGUCCCGAGCUCCCCCAGGAGCACCAUAUCGAUACCGAACUUAGCGCGGACUCCCGAUCGACAUAGUCCACGGCAGCCCAGAAGCCCUGAGCUCAAGCGAUCCGCCAGCCUCAGCCUCCCAGUAGCUUGGAUUACAGGCGCCGCCACCGCACCCGAAAGUUUGUCCACGGUGUGCGGAGAUAAAAAAGAUGAGUUUCAACGCGAAGAGUACUAUCGGUCGGUUUUUGACGAGCAGCUCGCCUCGACUAUCGAGGAUUUGGAGAAAGAGUCGGAGGAAAAGACGAGCUCGAUGCUUCUCGCGGAGGACAUCGAGGAGAACAGGAGAGCGACCAUAGCCCUGGAAGAGCAGGAAAAGGAGUUGCAGGGGAAGCGGGAGCGUUUGCGAGAAAGAGCCGAAAAGGUGGCAAAAGAAAAGGAGGAACUGAGGCAGUUAAAACGGGAUACUGCUAAGGAGCUGCAAGAAAAUCAGGCCCAAAAGCUGCAAGCCAUCCAACAUGCAAAGGAAGAGGAAGAAAAAAUCGAAAAGCUAGAAAAGAGCAUUGAAGAACUGACGAAACGGUAUGAAGGCCUGCUCGAAGAAAGACAAGAACAGCACCGGCGUAGACGGCAGGCCAAACUAAACCGGGAGAGCAGUGCAAAGAUGCCUGGAAAGUUUGAGGAUGCCGAUCGACGCCGUGAAUGCCGUAGAGCAGAGUACCUGAGAGACGAAAACCUACGACUUAAAGCUGAACUAAAAGAGAUCGAUCGCUCAAAUCUGGAACUGCAGAAGGACAUAAAGGAGGAGAAGACUCGUAUCCUGCACCUCUCCGAAGAGCUGAGGCAGAAGAAGACAGAGCUGGAAGACAUCACAGCAGAAACAGAAAGAUUGAAACUGAAACUAGAGGAAGAGCUCACCACUGAACAUGAAGACGAGGUCCUGAACGCUCAGAUAAAGGCCGGGAUUCGUUCGAUGUAUCAAAUGAUCGCACCUUACUGGAAAGAGUCUGAAGCUGUUGAGGACCCCUUCAAGCAGCUGCAGCUGAUUCGAAAACAGUUUCAACUUAUGAAAGCUUUUGGUGAAGAACAAAAAGCAGGUGAAACUAAAGACAACAAGCAGCGGAGAUCCAAGCUAUGAAGAUGCACCAAAACCAGCCAGAUGUACCUAAACUACAUAAUAAAAUCAUUUUGACAGCA